AUGAUGUUUCAAGCACAGAGUAUUUUCAGUAUUUCAGUCACUCAUAUAGCAAGUAGUUCCAGCAUGGAAUGCGACUGCGAGGAAGUGACAUCGUGCGAGGGUAUUUCUCGUCCGACGGUUCAAAAAAAGCGCGCGAAAGAUAUUCCGAAGGUAUCAAAACUGGCUGAAACAACAAAAAUCGAGCCAUUAUUUUCAUUGCCACCAGAAUUAAUGGAAUGCAUUAAGUGUAAAAAACUGCAGGAGAAACGAAAGCAAUCUAAAUUUGAGGACACGUACACAGGAAAACGAUUAAAAGUAGAGAACUUUCGUAGAUAUGUGGUCAGCUUAAUUGUCAAAACUGAACUACCGAAUAUAGAUAUAGAUUUAAGUAACGACGAAGAUGUGAACCGAUACUAUAAUUAUAUUUGUAAUGGAAUUGAUACUGUUCACACAGUACAAAUACAGGACAACGUUAUAGAGAAGAUAUUACUUUUAGUUCCGUAUUAUUUGAGAGUUCGGUUCACUUACUACACGGAAAAUUUGCUGAUCGAGAUUAAAGAUAUUUACACAAGAAAUAUCAAAAAAGCAAUAUUGCAGUACGCACUUCAAGAUCCUGUAGAAAAUUCUUUAUUCGAGCAAAAGGAAAAUGAUGGGAAGUUGCUUCACAUGGAAUAUGUUGUACCUGGUUUAAAAGUCAAGAUUCGAGAAUACCGCGAAAAUUUACAGAAAAAUUUAUUUCUAAUAAACCCAUGCAUGAAGAUGACUUUAGAUUAUUGGGUCGGCGAAUAUGGCGAUUUUCGAUUGAUCGAUUUAGAACAAAUUGCCCAAUAUACAGAAAGUUGGGAUUUAAUAGAAUUUAACAAAAUGAUUAAUAAGCAAAUUAUGAAAGAGAAGAAUAUAUUGAAGAAUGUUUGGUAUGAUGGAAUACAAGAUAUAUUUCUCGUGAAUAACAGAAAAUCGUUAGUCCCUAGUCCGUUACAACGCAUACGAUUCAAAAGAUUCUACGAAUGUGUUGCUAAAAUAAUGGAAUCGCAGCUUUUGUUAAUGUGUAAAUACAGUUUGAAAGAUUUUAUGGAUUUAAUCAUCCGUGGAAAGCCGAUUAAUUGUGAAUUUAAUGUGGACAUAAUUGUUAGCUUCAAGCAAUUGACUUUUGAGCCAUCGUUUGAAAAAUUUAAGGAGAUGCUUUGCAGUAUCCUCGAUAAAUUAUGUGAAGCAGUUAAAUAUUUCGACAAAUUAGAAACUCAGCUUUAUUUGGAUUGGUCUGGCGAAGAAGGAUUUUUAAAACCGCACAUAGAGCACUUCAGAGUGCAACAACUGAAGCAGGAAAUUAUUGACUUAAUUGAUCGAGAAAGACUUAUUCCAGAGCAGAUAUUAAUGGAAUUACAAAUAUACGAACACUUAUACAACGACGAUGAAUAUUAUAUAGUGGAACGAUUUGUAAAAGAUGAAAGCAAGAAGUUAGAGGACUACAACAAUUUAAUAAAAUAUUAUCACAAUCUCAUGCUGAACUUUCCCGUCGAAAUUGAAAGGACAACUUUUACUGGAUUGUUUAAGGUGUCUCGAAAAAUAUUCAUCGAGACAAUCGUCGAUAAUGUUUAUCGUAUAAAAUGUCUUCUCACCGACACACUUGUCGAGAGGUAUCAAGACAUGGCCAGGAAAAUUACAGAGCAGUAUCAAAAUAUAUCUGAUCGUGCCUUGAACAUGCCUGCCAACACGGCCGAACUGAUGGAGCUUAAAAGCUUCAUUAAGAUAACCAGAGAAGUUACUUUAAAGACUCUCGAGCAGAAUCUCCACCAAAUAAUCGAGCAUAUUUCGCUGUUGUCCGAUUAUCGUCUUCUCAGUGACAUCGAGAUAAUCACGAACAACGAAGCUUUUCAGUGGUACCAUAAAGUACCCGAUAUUUUGGAAGAAAACGAAAGUAUCGUUGCGAUUAAGACGCUAGAAUUUCAGCGGGCAUUAAGAGUUAGGUAUAUUAAGUUCAAAGAGGAAUUGGAGUCUUACGCGAAACAAGUAGACGAGAUCGAACAUUGGGGAGACAUAGCAGAGGUGUACAAGUAUCAGAAAAGGACACAGACUUUAGAGAAUCGACUGAUCGCCGCUAUGGACAAGAUCGAUAAAUUUAACGAAGAAGAAGCUUCGUUUGGCUGGGACAUAACGCAAUAUCCACGUCGUAAGCAGAUUGCUGAUCAACUGAAGCCUUUCAAGCAACUCUUUGAUGCAAUUUGUGAUUUUUUGACAAAGCACGAUAAAUGGUUAAACUCCAUGAUCGGUAGUUAUAAUCCGGAGAACAUCGACAACGACGUAGGAUACGCGUUCAGAACGAUUUAUAAACUGGAGAGAAGUUUUCAUCAGCCAGCUUUGAGGCAGCUAGCAGCCAGCGUUCGGGAAAAAAUCGAGGACUUCAGGGAACACAUGCCGAUCAUUUUCACGCUUGGUAAUCCGGGAUUAAAGGAUCGCCAUUGGACACAAAUUUCGGAAAUUAUAAACGUCCCGAUAAAAGUCGAUCCUGAUUUAACAUUGGCGAAGAUCCUGGAUAUGAAUCUAGGCAGAUACGUCAGUCUGUUUGAGAGUAUCUCGGACAAUGCUUCGAAGGAAGCUACAUUGGAAAAAGCCAUGGAUAAGAUGGAGAGAGAUUGGGCCGAUUUGUACUUCACUGUGAACCCUUUCAAGGAUACCGGUACCUACGUUAUUGCUGGUGUCGACGAUAUACAGCUUCUUUUAGACGAUCACAUUAUUAGGACCGUUACUAUCAAGAAUUCACCAAAUAUAAAACCCUUCGAAACAAGGAUAUUGCGAUGGGAUUACAAACUCCAUUUGCUGCAAGAUAUUCUGGACCAAUGGCUACGCGUACAGGCGGUCUGGAUGUACCUGGAGCCGAUCUUCACGUCGCCGGAUAUCCAACAACAGAUGCCAGAGGAAGGAAGAAAAUUUUCCGCGGUGGACAAAACUUGGCGUGAUAUUAUGAAGACCGUUCACGCGGAUCCUCGCAUUUUCGUGGUCGUCGAAAUCGAUAAAAUGCUGGAGCGGCUAAAGAAGAGCUACGGAUUACUCGAAGACAUUCAAAAGGGUCUGAAUGAGUAUCUCGAAAAGAAACGACUCUUCUUCCCGAGAUUCUUUUUCCUGUCUAACGACGAGCUGCUGGAAAUUCUUUCUGAAACUAAGGAUCCAACUCGCGUUCAGCCGCAUUUGAAGAAAUGUUUCGAGGGUAUACAUCGAUUAAAAUUCGACGAAGAUCUCGAGGUGCUCGCUAUGAUAUCGACAGAGGACGAAGAAGUUAAACUAAUAGAAACGAUAUCCACAGCUGCUGCCAGGGGACAAGUAGAGAAAUGGUUGAUCGAAUUGGAAACGAUUAUGCGAAAAAGUAUACGAAAAGAGGUGAUGCUAGCGAUUCAGGCGUAUCCUAUCAAAUUGAGGAAGGUUUGGGUGCUGGAAUGGCCAGGUCAAACGAUCCUUUGCGUUGGCAAAAUGUAUUGGACUCUGCGUAUAGAGGAAUCGAUGUUGUUCGAUGUUGAAGGGUUGAAGAAAUACUUGGAACAAUGUCAAACGGAGCUGAAUGACAUAAUAUCGUUGAUCAGAGGCAAAUUAUCGAAACAGAAUCGCAUCACUCUAGAAGCGUUGGUUACGUUGGACGUUCACGGAAAAGAUGUGCUCGCGAGUCUUUACAAAGAACAAGUGGUGAAGAAUACCGAUUUUAGAUGGUUGUGCCACUUGCGUUACUAUUGGCUGGUCAGGCUUCCUAUUUCCUCAACAAAAGAAGAAAAUUUAAAAAUUACUUAG
Molecule: messenger RNA, 3756 nt
Organism: Heterotrigona itama
Lineage: Eukaryota; Metazoa; Arthropoda; Insecta; Hymenoptera; Apidae
Source: the annotation of a GenBank genome assembly